AUGGCUGUUGCAUCCAGAGCUGCUGAAUGUGCCCAAUUAUUUGACAGACUUGCGAGCGCACUGGAUGGGACCGAGCCGGACAUAGAAAACGAAAUAUUCCGGUUCAACUUGUGGGCGGCAAAUAAUUUCAUACUGGCCCCAGGCCGAGCCUCGAUGGACUGGAGAUUGCGGAACGCCCCAUUGCUGCAAUCGACGAUGGUCGAGUUGCUGGAUGAUUUAAAAGUUGACCUUAUCAAGCAGCCUACUCUUCCAUCAAAUUCCACCAUACCUACUGAACUGCUAUAUGAAGCUCCCCUUCAAGCUAUCAGUGAGACGCUGGAUGGCCUUUUCCGCUUGUCUCGCGCCAUCCGUCGCUCGGGGAUUCAUCGCAGAUACGUCAGAGUUGGGAACUAUGUUGAGUUUGACGAGAAUGGAGUAAAUCUGACAGAAGCAUUCAAGGACGGUGCAAAAAGGCUCUUAGAGUUCCGCAUGAAGGGUUCCAAAGCGAGUGAUGGCCUGCGGGAACGCAUUUUCAAUACCGUCUGUUUGCGCCAGCAAUACUUUUCCUACCUGAAAGCCAAGAAGGCUACAAACGCUCCAAUUGCAGGGACUGACCGGAGCCAUCAAUCCACUCCAAGGCCAGCGCUCAGGGCCAGCGCCAGCAUUACAGGUUCCCUCACGUCGAAGGCACAAGGAGCUGUGACACAAAAUUCAUCACGUAUGCGAAGGGUAGGCCCGUCUAUUAUGACAGCGACAACAGCUCAACCCGAUCGGAUUCCAAAAGCUUACUCUGAAAAGUCGGCCAAUGAAAGGACAUCCUAUGAUGUGGAAAGUAGCGGUGCGGAUAUCCCUCCACCACCAAAGGUGUCUGGCAACCACAAGGAGUCGGAGUGUCCAUACUGCUUCCUGGCUUGUUCUACAGAAGAGCUGAGCGGAAGAAGUUGGAAGCGCCACUUUAUUCAAGACCUCAUGCCGUAUGUUUGUGUCCUGGAGUCUUGUCCCACCCCAAACUCCCUUUUUGAGUCGGGCAAGGAUUGGCUGAGUCACAUGAAGAAUCAGCACCCUGCCAGUGGUUGGACCUGUGUCGAUAGCACACACAAUACGACAUUCUUCUUCCAGUCAGAAUCUGGCUUCAGGGAACAUUUGCAUCAACAUCAUGAAGGCCAAUUCGAUGACGACGACAUCGACGACAUCGCGGCCGCAUGCUAUCAAAAAUCACCCGACGAUAUCAUCAUACGAGAAUGUCCUUUCUGUCCUACAGUGCAGAAACUAGAGCUAAAGCCGAAGGAUAUGAUAGAUCAUGUCGCAAACCACCUGAUUUCGCUGGCACAAAUCUCUCUUGCAGGACAUGUAGAUGGCGGGCGGUCGCAAUCAGCAUGGUCCGGAUCAAGAAGGGAUUCAAAUUCGCUUCCAAGCAGUCUAGGAUCUCUUCCGGAACGAUUGCACUCGGAAUUUACAGAUGACGAUGAAAAUGAAUAUCUCACCUCCAUAUCGGGUGAGGUGAUUCCAGAUGCAGCUGAGGAGCUGAUUUAUGCGGUGUGGCAGAAUGUUCAAAAGCCACAGUACGAUCCCUCACUGGAUUUGACAAUUCGCCACUUCAUCGCUCAAUCUGAACUGAAAGCGAAGGGGAUCACAAAACUCACAGUUGGGGGUAGUGAUGAUCCGGAUACGUCGCAGAGCUUAAAAAAGGGACAGGCUACAGCACCCGAGCUGAAUAGAAGCAGCGAAGACAGCGCGGGUGUACUACAAAACUCAGAUAGCGAAGGCAGCCUAGAGAUUGUUGAGAUGUUUGGCGAGGAGGGAAACUUCAGAUUGGAUGAUCACAAUACAGAUGAUUUGCCACCGUUCCUGUGCCAAUCAGACUCGGAGAUUCACGACAGGUUUGAUGAACUUGAAUGGCAGCAAAGGAUGCGUCUAAGCGAAGGCAUGCUUGCCAACGAUCCCGCGCAUCCCUACGCCCUUGAACAAGAUGAUCCCGAAGUCAAGGCCCGCAAUCGAUAUGUCAAUGUCCAGGCAUGGGCGAACUGCCGGAUUCAUCUACGGGUGCCCGAGGGCGAGUGUGAUUUCAUCAACGCCUCACCGAUCAUACUGAAGGACUCGGCCACGCAAGAGGAGAGAACAUAUAUUGCGACGCAGGGCCCUGUAUCUGGUUAUAUCUCGCACUUUUGGCAAAUGGUUUUCCAUGAAAGCAAAGAUGUGGCUGUCGUUGUCAUGUUGACGCAGACCUUCGAGGCUGGUCGGGAAAGAUGUGCACAGUACUUUCCUUCGCACCUGGAGCAGGCCUCGAUGAUCCUGCUAACAUUUGAUGUCAAGUCUCGCUCGGAGAUCCGCAAGCUUGAGCUGAGAAUCGGCUUGGAGACGAAAAUUGUGUGGCAUUUUCUCUUUGCAGGCUGGGCAGAUUAUUCAAAGCCCGAAGGCGACGAUCGCGAGGCUCUCCUUGAACUGAUCAGAUUAUCAGCUUCCAAAUCGGGGCCUCAGAAUUCACGUGUGGUCCACUGCAGCUCAGGAGUCGGCCGCACUGGAACUUUCAUUGCCCUUGAUCAUCUCCUCCAAGAGCUUGAAUCGGGCCAGUUGCUGCAACUAGCCGAUCCCGAAGCCGACCCUGUCUUUGACACGGUUAACCAGAUGCGCGAGCAACGCAUGAUGAUGGUUUACAACGAGAUGCAAUUUCAGUUCAUCUAUGAUGUGCUCCGAGAACAAACGGACAUCAAAUUGGGUAAGGUCGGAAGCGUUCGACCGGCACGAAACAAGGGACCAAUCAGGAGCCAAAUGGAGGAUCCACGACUAGUCAAGGCCGCCAAGCUAGCAAUUUUACUCCUGCGUCGUCCGGAUCGCAUUCGUCGCAACUCGGACCCUUUACAGAGAGAGAUAUGA
Molecule: messenger RNA, 2853 nt
Organism: Aspergillus costaricaensis CBS 115574
Lineage: Eukaryota; Fungi; Ascomycota; Eurotiomycetes; Eurotiales; Aspergillaceae
Product: protein-tyrosine phosphatase
Exons: 9
Coding region: 1-2853 (950 amino acids)
Biological process (GO): protein dephosphorylation
Molecular function (GO): protein tyrosine phosphatase activity
Source: RefSeq, a predicted model, not a curated record